Mesocricetus auratus (golden hamster) is the source of this 4387-nucleotide messenger RNA. It is a transcript of the gene Sardh, whose product is annotated as sarcosine dehydrogenase. The record is from RefSeq and is a predicted model, not a curated record. Gene Ontology annotation, cellular component: mitochondrion. The transcript has 22 exons. Lineage: Eukaryota; Metazoa; Chordata; Mammalia; Rodentia; Cricetidae. Gene Ontology annotation, molecular function: protein binding; oxidoreductase activity. The coding region runs from base 399 to 3158 and encodes 919 amino acids.
GCAGCUUGGGAAAGAAGGGAGGGGCAGUGUCCUGGCAGCCCCCUUCAUGGGCAGGGCUGGAACUGACUGCUGGCUAGCUGGGACCUCCCUCUGCCUCUGGCUGAAGGGACCAUGGAAUAGGAGGAGCAGGCUGGGGGCCUGGCUGUCCCAUCCCCCACCCCUGCCACGACUGGCACGUGGCAGCUCCCCAGGCCAGCAGCUUUGGCAAUGGGCACAGUCUGAAGAGGAAGGAGGUGCCUCUGGCAGGUGUGUGGUGUCUUAAGGAGGAGGCACUGCCUGGCCUUGCAGAACCUCGCCUGGGUCCAUAUCAUGCUGACUUUCCCUUGCUAGGACCCUCUCAGGAGCUUCUGGAAAACUAAGGACAAUCUAGGCUAAAGGUACAGAAGCCCUAAGUCGCCAUGGCGUCACUGAGCCGAGCCCUACGUGUAGCUGCCACCUGUCCUCAAGGGAGACCUGCUCGGAACCUGGGGCUACAGCCCCUAGCCAGGGAGGCCAGGCCCUCCACCGAGAAGAGUGUUCCGUACCAGCGGACCCUGAAGGAGGAGACACGAGGUUCCUCGGUGCUGCGCCAAGGACCAAGCCAGCCUCUGCCCAGCACAGCUGAUGUUGUGGUCAUUGGCGGAGGCAGCUUGGGCUGCCAGACCCUGUACCACUUGGCCAAGCUGGGUGCGGGCCGAGCAGUGCUGUUGGAGAGAGAGCGACUGACCUCUGGGACCACCUGGCACACAGCAGGCUUAUUGUGGCAGCUGCGGCCCAGUGACGUGGAGGUGGAGCUUCUGGCCCACACGCGGCGAGUGGUGAGCCGUGAUCUGGAGGAGGAGACUGGGAUGCAUACAGGCUGGAUCCAGAAUGGUGGUCUCUUCAUUGCGUCUAACCGCCAGCGCCUGGAUGAGUACAAGAGGCUUAUGUCGCUAGGUAAGGCCUAUGGCGUAGAGUCCCAUGUGCUGAGCCCAGCGGAGACCAAGGAUCUGUAUCCACUGAUGAAUGUGGAUGACCUCUAUGGGACGCUGUAUGUGCCACAGGAUGGUACCAUGGACCCUGCUGGCACCUGCACUACCCUCACCCGGGCAGCAGUGGCUCGAGGAGCUCAGGUCAUUGAAAACUGCCCGGUGACUGGCAUUCGUGUGAGGACGGAUGACUUUGGAGUGCGGCGGGUGGCAGCAGUGGAGACAGAGCAUGGCUCCAUCCAGACACCCUGCGUGGUCAACUGUGCAGGAGUGUGGGCGAGCGCUGUGGGCCAGAUGGCUGGAGUGAAGGUCCCGCUGGUGGCCAUGCACCAUGCCUAUGUUGUCACUGAGCGCAUUGAGGGGAUUCAGAACAUGCCCAAUGUCCGAGAUCACGAUGCUUCUGUCUACCUCCGCCUGCAGGGGGAUGCCUUGUCUGUGGGUGGCUAUGAGGCCAACCCCAUCUUUUGGGAGAAGGUGUCAGACAAGUUUGCCUUUGGCCUCUUCGACCUGGACUGGGAUGUGUUCACCCAGCACAUUGAAGGUGCCAUUAACCGUGUCCCUGUGCUGGAGAAGACGGGGAUCAAGUCCACUGUCUGUGGCCCUGAAUCCUUCACACCUGACCACAAGCCCCUGAUGGGGGAGGCUCCUGAGCUCCGCGGAUUCUUCCUUGGCUGUGGCUUCAACAGUGCAGGCAUGAUGCUGGGUGGUGGCUGUGGGCACGAGCUGGCCAACUGGAUUGUGCACGGGCGCCCAGAGAAGGACAUGUACAGCUAUGACAUCAGGCGUUUCCAUCACUCGCUCACAGACCACCCUCGCUGGAUCCGAGAGCGCAGCCACGAGUCCUACGCAAAGAACUACUCAGUCGUCUUCCCCCACGAUGAGCCUCUGGCAGGACGCAACAUGAGGAAAGACUCCCUGCACGAGGAGCUACUUGGACGAGGCUGCGUGUUCCAAGAGCGCCAAGGCUGGGAACGGCCGGGAUGGUUCAAUCCCCAAGAAACAGCUCCAGUCCUGGACUACGACUACUACGGGGCCUACGGAAACCAGGCACACAGGAAUUACGCCUACAGCAGGCUGCUGGGGGACGAGUACACUUUCGACUUCCCACCCCACCACCACGUGAUCCGGGAGGAAUGUCUGGCCUGCCGACGGACUGCAGCCCUGUUCAACAUGUCUUACUUUGGCAAGUUCUACCUGCUGGGGGUGGACGCCAGGAAGGCCGCUGACUGGCUCUUCUCAGCAGAUGUCAACCGACCCCCAGGCUCAACGGUGUACACGUGUAUGCUGAACCACCGGGGAGGCACUGAGAGCGAUCUGACCGUCAGCCGCCUGACCCCUGGCACCCAGGAUAGUCCCCUGACCCCUGCCUUUGAAGGGGAUGGCUACUACCUGGCCGUAGGUGGGGCUGUGGCCCAACACAACUGGUCCCACAUAACUACAGUUCUGCAGGAUCAGAAGUUCCGGUGCCAGCUUAUGGAUAGUUCUGAAGAUCUGGGCAUGCUCAGCAUCCAGGGCCCAGCCAGCCGUGCCAUUCUCCAGGAUGUGCUCGACGCUGACCUGAGCAACGAGGCCUUCCCCUUCUCCACCCACCAACUGGUGAGAGCUGCAGGACACCUGGUCCGGGCCAUACGGCUAUCCUUUGUGGGGGAGCUGGGCUGGGAGCUGCAUGUGCCCCGUGCAUCCUGCUUACCAGUGUACCGGGCUGUGAUGGCUGCAGGUGCCAAGCAUGGCCUUGUCAAUGCAGGCUACCGUGCCAUUGACUCCCUGAGCAUCGAGAAAGGCUAUCGGCACUGGCACGCAGACCUGAGGCCUGAUGACAGCCCCCUGGAGGCAGGAUUGGCCUUCACCUGUAAGCUCAAGUCCUCAGUGCCCUUCCUAGGCCGGGAGGCCUUGGAGAAGCAGCGAGCGGCAGGCCUCUACCGACGCCUGGUGUGCCUCACUGUGGAAGAGGCGGUGCCUAUGUUUGGCCUGGAGGCCAUCUGGAGAAACGGCCAAGUGGUGGGCCAUGUUCGGAGGGCUGACUUCGGGUUCACGGUGAACAAAACCAUCGCCUAUGGCUACAUCCGAGACCCCAGUGGUGGGCCGGUCUCUCUGGACUUUGUGAAGAGUGGAGAGUAUGCCUUGGAGAGAAUGGGGGUCACCUAUCCUGCCCAGGUUCACCUGAAGUCUCUCUUUGACCCUGACAACAAGCGGGUGAAGGGCAUCUCCUGACGGGCUGCAGGAUGGAGGCUCCAGCUGCUCAGGCCAUUGGAAACUGCCCACGCUUCCCACACACUGCCUGCCGACUCCUGUGUCCUGAGACCCAGGAUACAGGCAAAACAUAGCCGUCCCCAUCCUUAGCCUCCAUCUGGCCCUGCCCCAUCCUUAGCCUCCAUCUGGUCCUGCCCCAUCCUUAGCCUCCAUCUGGUCCUGCUAAUUAUCCUAGCUCCUAAACAGGACUGAUGGACCACGGAGUUCCUCCUGCUCACAGACCACACAGGGGUCUCCAAUCCACCCUAGUCCUCCCAAAAUGUAUCCUGCAGAUGUCUUAGCUCAAGGUUCCUGUGAAUAUCUCAGAAGAUGUAUGCUAACCCAAGAUAAGAGCCAGAAGGCAGACAGGCAGGCUUCCCCUCUGUUCCUCACCCUGGCUUAUUGGCAAUGUGUAGCCUGAGCCCUUGAAGAAUAGUGAAUCAGGGGACAGUGAGCAGGGAUUGAUGAGCAAUGUCUGCUACGGGUAUAGGAUGCAGAGCACAGAGAUAAUGUGCUGGGCUGGUGCAGUCCUUCCUCAGGAUGGCUGCCUUUCAGACCAGAGAGGAGACGGGUAAUACAAAGCUCUUGCCUUAACUUUUCAGUUCUGCAGGAGAGAAAGCUGUCUGAGAGGCACCCCCUGUGACACGGGAUGGGGUAACAUGGCAUGGGAUUCAGAUCAGAAACCUCCAUUAGCUACACAGAAGUGUUGGCCUCUGCCUCAGUUACCCCUGAAGCCAUUGCUCGUGGGCCCAGGGACUCCAGGCUUCUAUUGUGUAUGGCCCUGCUGGGGCACUCCUUUCCAAAGACUUCUGUCUCUAUCACAGAUUCACCCUGCUCACCCCACCUCUGGUUGGGGGAGUGGCUCCUCUCACGUUGUCCUGUAACCACCUACGCCUGCCUGCACGUCAGGAAUGACCCUGUGUCUUCCCGGGGUGAAUGUCUGUCACUUUUCUAUAGACCCAAUCCUUUCUCCUCUGCCUCACACCCUGACUUGGACAUUAGGAUGCUGUGACCAUGCAGUCUUACAGUUUCUGCCUUGCAUUCCAGGAGAACAGGGGUCAGAUGCUGUGGCAGUACAGAGCUGGGGCCUCCUAACCUAAAGAAAGCAGCAGAGGGGAGAGAUGGGCACAGAUGUCCUGGGUGGGCUCUGAAUCUUCACACCACACACCGAGCUGGAAAAGGUCAAGCUAAUAAAACUGAAGCCAUGGGAA